GCGAGCUGUUGCCAUAACUCACACGUUCAUUAAGGCUGUUUACUGGAUUUUAUGGUUAAAUGUUUAUCUCGGCUCAUUUUUAGGUGUUUUUGCGGAGUGUUUUUACAGUAGACUGUUUAUGUAGUGGGGCUGUCUAUUGAGAAUAGUUUUUUUUUUCUUCUUCUAGAGAAAAUACUUGUGAGAGUUUGGGUCGUCCUGCAUGAUCCACACUGCUCUGUCAGUCCUCGCUGCGGGAUCGUUGGCUUGUAAAUAGAAUGCGCAUGUAGCAGAGGGAUAGAAAAAAUAGUUUCCCCCCGAACAAGACAGCUUUCAAAGUUGACUAAAUGGCACAUGGGGAAUAGGAUUAUGAACCAGGGGUUGUGCAGUGUAUGAUCAGAUACAAAGACAGAAGCGUUAACUGAGGCAGUUGGCGAUUUCACUCUUUUUCUCUCAGUGCAUGUGUUAAACUCCGGAGUUCGCUCAGAAAUCGGUGUUUUCACUCGCGCUCGUUGUUUCUCUUCACGUUUUGGUUGUGUUGUCCUGUGCCAGAAGCUAUGUACAUUGUGUUUUCAGGGUAUAUGCAGGUAUUAAUCACAUCCUAUGCUUAGAGAUUGUUUCUGAUUUGGUUGUACAGUUGUUGAGCGUGUGUUUGCCAUAUGUUGUUUUUUUAUUUUUUUCAGUCACGCAUCAGAAACCCAUUAAUGUCAUCGCUGAUGUUGUCAUUAUUAUUAUUAUUUAUUUGAUCAGUGCGUGAAGUGUUACAUUUCAUAGUGCUUCAGCUAAAUCUGGCAGUGUUGGCAGUAGAGAUGCAACAGAAAAGUUUGUAUCGUUAUACGGUUGUUGUCAGUUGUAACGGCACGAGCGCAGCAGACCUGCACACGUUUCUCUGUAGUCUAGGUGUUUUAUUUUAAAUGUAUGUUUGGUUGUUUGUAUUUGGUUUAUCGUUUCGUUUUAAAAUAAGUUGUAAUGCUCCCGUCAGGAGUGCGUCAUAUUAGAAAGAAGUGUAUAUGCGUAUGGUUAAACAGACAUAAAAAAGAAAAGAAGAGAAUAUAGUGCUGCUUGGCAUUGAGCGAGUGGCUCAUAAUUCUCCGUCCGCUGUUUGCGUGUUGUGGAUCGGGCUCUAGUCCUGGAGUGAACACAUUUAAUGGCGUUCAGUCACAUGGGAUUAAAGUAUUAAAUACAAUUGAACGCUUAAUAAUAAGAUGGAAACCGAGAGCAAGAAUGCGAGACAAAUAAGAGCUCAACAGAAAGCGCGUGUGCAGUCCCAUAUGACACUUUUCUGUGUUCGUGAGAAGUUGACGUUGUUUAUACAGUCAUAGUGAUUUAAGAUGCUAAACGCCGGGGAAAUUGCCAAAUGUGACUUAAUACGCGAGUUGCAGGUGUUGUCGGUCUCGUUAUGGGUUGCUGAAGGUCAAAACGGUCUCUGGGUGACAUCUCGUGGACGCAAAACUUGAGAUUUCCUAAAGAAUUGCCGAAAUAAAACUGUUCAGAACAUGAAACCAGAGUGGCUACAAAAGUUAUUUGGGUCAGUUGAAAACAUUUUCAGAAGAGCUGGUUUAUUCAGGUGUUAUGGUGGUUUCUCUCACACUAUGUGUGUGUGUGUGUGUGUGUGUGUGUGUGAGAAAGAGAGAGAGAGAGUGAUUUUUAUUUGUUAGUCCAGUGAUUAAAAUCCCGAUCCCUUUCCUGGUCAUUUGCGUGUUUGCGUCCUCACACAAGUGCGUUACAAAAGGCUGAGGGGCUGAUUAAGCUGCUUUGGCAGCAUGACAGCUCGCGGUCGGGGAUAUUAAUGUUAUGUAGGCUCAAAUGGAAACAGAAUCGCGAAUACUGAAUGUUCAACAUGUGAGAAAUGUUCGCCUAACUAUUUAAAGGCGUCCAGUGAAACUUUAUGUGUCAAGGCGCCAGAUGUGACUGGGAAAACCGUCUGAGAUCUCGAAAAAAUGACUUGUGCAGCCGACAGCUGCAUCCAAUUCACGCGUCAUGCAAGUGAUGUUCUGCUCAACCUGAACCGAAUGCGUAGCAGAGAUAUCCUUACAGAUGUCACGAUUCUGGUCAACAGGCAACAGUUUCGAGCACACAAAACGGUCCUUAUGGCAUGCAGUGGGCUCUUCUACUCAAUCUUUACUGAUUCACACAAAUGUAACCUGAACGCCAUCAGUCUGGACCCUAAGGUCGACCCAGAGGGUUUUGCAAUCCUCCUGGAGUUCAUGUACACUUCACGUCUCGCACUGAAGGAGAGCCUCAUCAUGGCCAUCAUGAACACAGCCAUCUAUUUACAGAUGGACCACGUUGUUGACACCUGCCACAGAUUCAUAAAGUCCAGUGAUUCCUCCAUGAAACUUUCCAGAGAGGACUUUCUUGUCAGCCCCCUGCUUUUACCUCAAGACGUUCACAGCUACAGACCCCAUGAGGUGAUGGAAAACGUUCCUGGACGGUCAGCUACUUUCAGAGAUGGGAGACCCUAUGGUGUCUGCAUGUUUAACGGGGUCAGCGCUCCUAACAGCUCGUACCUUUACAGUCAGUUUCCCAUGCAAGGUUUUCCCUUUCCCCUUUGCAAGCUGACAGACCCCAAAAACACUUUCUCAGACUUCUCAAAGGGAGCCAUCAUCCAUCACAAACACUGCUCGCCGGCUGAUGGCAACAACCCCAUCCUGGCCGACUUCACCCGCAGCACCACCGGUGGGAUCUCAACCGCUUGCCAUGCCAGCUCACACUCUUCGAGAGAGCUGGGAAGAGAUGAGGAAAUGAAGCGGGAGACCUUGGAGGGAGGGGUCCAUUCGAUUGGGAUGAGCUCCAGAAAGCACGGCUUCAUCAGUGUGGCCCAGGAGCAGCAGAGGGAGACCGGGAAAGAGCAAAGUUCCCUGGCAGAGGAACAUUUGAGCCACCAACACUACUCCAUGGGCAUGUCCUCUAAUGGACGCAAGACCUUGAUGAGCAGCCCUCAGAGCCCCCUUAAAUCAGACUGCCAGCCCAAUUCCCCAACGGAAUCGAGCAGCAGCAAAAACGCUGCCCUUGCGCAUGUCUCGCAACCCCCAACCUCUCAAGGUACUCCAGACCCUAAAGCUCGUAACUGGAAGAAAUACAAAUUCAUUGUUCUCAAUCAGAGUUCCAAGGAGGAGGAGACCAGUCCUCAUGACCCUGGAAUGCACUCCCCGCAGAGGCCGGGCUUGUCUGCUUUUCUUCACCAUGUUGAUUCUGAACAUCCCGACUCGAAGGCGACGACGAAGGUCAGCGAGCAAGGCGAGGACUUCACAGUGCCUCAGGCCAGUCGCCUCAACAACAUCAUCAACAGCAGAACUCUAGAGGGAUCGCAGAGGAAAAGUGGCAGCCACUCUUCGCUCUGUAUGAGCCAUUUGAAAUGCUCGUCCUGUGGCUCCCAGUCUCCACAGCACUCUGACGUCUGUCCCAACACAUGCACCUCACGUCUGGCCGAGGAAAUGUCUGAGAUGCACUCCGAGUACUCUGAUUCCAGCUGUGAAAAUGGAACAUACUUUUGUAAUGAAUGCGACUCCAAGUUUGCAGAGGAGGAAGCCUUGAAACGCCACAUGCUUCAGGUCCACAGCGACAAGCCAUACAAAUGUGACCGUUGCCAAGCAGCAUUCCGCUACAAGGGAAACCUUGCCAGUCACAAAACAGUUCACACCGGAGAGAAACCGUAUAGAUGCAAUAUCUGCGGGGCUCAGUUCAACAGACCAGCUAACCUCAAAACCCACACACGAAUUCACUCAGGAGAAAAGCCAUACAAGUGUGAGACCUGCGGCGCUAGAUUUGUGCAGGUUGCUCACCUUCGAGCUCACGUUCUGAUUCAUACCGGAGAGAAGCCAUAUCCAUGCGAGAUCUGUGGCACUCGUUUCCGCCAUUUGCAGACACUGAAAAGUCACCUGCGAAUACACACGGGAGAAAAGCCCUAUCAUUGUGAGAAAUGCAACUUGCAUUUUCGCCACAAGAGUCAGCUGCGGUUACACCUGCGGCAAAAGCACGGCGCAGUCACCAACACCAAGAUCCAGUAUCGCAUGUCCUCGACAGACCUGCCAACCGACUUAAUGAAGGCAUGCUGAGCAGGCACUUAGUGGCAGACCUGACCAUGGCAUUAUACAACCUGACUUGUACAAUCAUUCAAAAUUUGUGUGCCACACUGUGUUAUUCGGACAAAAAAAAAAAAAAAAAAAACUGGCAAGGACUGCCAGUCUAAACGGGUUUCCUCUACAUUUGAAUAUAGAACCACAAUAUGGUCUCUUGUAGUCACUUUAUUGUUUAUAUUUACAUAUAUAUAUAUAUAUAUAUUAAUGUUGGAAGUGUUUUUACGUUUUGAAUUAUAUAUACAUGUGUGUAUAUAUACAUAUAUAUAUAUAUAUAUGAAAGCUUUAUUUUGUUGGAAGAAGGAUGGAAUGUAAAACAUUUAAAUCCAGUUUUUGAAAAAUACAGUAUUUUCUAACAAAAACAAACAAACAAACAAACAAAAAAAACUUUUCUGAAGGUUGAUUUUUGAUUGCGGUUGGAAUAUUUUAAAUCAAAUCACAUUUCUCGCAAAGCAAAGAAUUGUGUCUCUAUAGAUUUUUAUAUGUAAAUGUAAAGGUUACACUAUGUUGGAAUGACCUCUUGUACGAGGAACUCCUGACUGUGACUAUAGCAUUGAACAUCUUUCUUGGUUUUUGACGUGUACUUUUGAGAAAAAUGGCUGCUCUCUCAAAUGGAAAACAUGCAUGAGGUGGGUCGCAACUGAUAAACUUUCACCAUCUAGGCAACUGCAUAAAUAUUGUGUCAAUGUAAUUACUUUACAUCAAGAUUGCUCUCUGCUGGCAGAGCCGAUCUGGAAUUACAUGGUAACAUAUGCAUUCAAAAGUAAUAAUGAUAACAAUAAUAAUAAUAAAAGAAAAGGUACUGCUAUUACCAAGGAGAUGUUUUGCUUCAGAUGUAUUUGUAUAGAAAAGUUUUUUUUUUCUCUUUCUCUCUUUUUGCAAGUGAAGGUUUACAGUUUUGUCGUUGUUCUAGAAGCUACGUAAAAAGGUUAUACUAUUGUCUUUCUUUUCUUUUCUUUUUGUCUGUGUAUACACUGUGUACUCAAGGUGCCUUUCUCAAUGGUGUCUGAAUUUCUUUUCAUUCAGUCCAGCUCUACUAAGGUACAAAUGAAGGGCAACAUGUGUCCCUUUUUCCCCUUUUGAGCGAGAAAACUUGUGAGAAUGUUUUUGUGACAGAAGAGUGUGUGCGCGCAUGUGAGCUUUAUAAAUGCUUUUCACACACAUCAAGAAAAAAAAAAAUGCAACUCGUUGCGUGAGCUAUACAUCUUCAGGACUUGUUUUGGGAUUGGGCUUUAAAAAAAUACAAUUAAUAAAUAAAAGAAAUGCAUUAAGCUUACUGUAAAAUAUAGAUGUAUGAAUGUAUAAUAAAAGUAUUGGAUUUCUAUGUCUAA
This is a messenger RNA of Carassius gibelio (silver crucian carp), 5386 nucleotides long. Its product is annotated as B-cell lymphoma 6 protein homolog. Gene Ontology annotation, biological process: regulation of transcription by RNA polymerase II. The coding region runs from base 1917 to 4034 and encodes 705 amino acids. The transcript is spliced from 9 exons. Gene Ontology annotation, molecular function: protein binding; DNA-binding transcription factor activity, RNA polymerase II-specific; RNA polymerase II cis-regulatory region sequence-specific DNA binding. Gene Ontology annotation, cellular component: nucleus. NCBI's taxonomy places the organism in Eukaryota, Metazoa, Chordata, Actinopteri, Cypriniformes, Cyprinidae. The record is from RefSeq and is a predicted model, not a curated record.